AGAAGGAGGCACACUGUGUAUUGAGGUUGGUACAGUUUAGCAAAUACAGAGAAAGUGAGGCAGGGCACCUUGUGUUCAUCAGAGUUUUAUCGUUGUCUAAGUUUAGAUCUUGGCUUGCAGAAUGCAUCUCAAGUAACAAGGCUGCUCACUCACUUUAGUAGCACCACAAUCCAGACAAAAACAGGGCUUUACACAGAGCUUUAAAGGAAGACAAACACAGAAAAGUGGCAAGUCAUUGAAGAAUAAGAGUAGAGGCGGGGCUAUCAAAGCCCAGCAGAGUCAUAUAGUGAAAAAUCUCAAACAGGAGGCAAACACAGAGAGACCUAAGGCAGAACCAGGACUAUUCUCUGUAAGAAAACAACUCUUCACCACAUAAGUUUACCGUUUUUUCUACCUGGACAAUGACAGAGAAUGUAGAAGAUCAAGUCAACUUCUCUCAAACCUCUGGGUCUGAGCAACAGACACCGCAUUUUCUACGAGAUGUCAUCUUCCACGGCAAGUUUAAGCGGCUGAAGGCUCUAACUCCAGAGGAAAAUACCCGCUCCCAGCAUGGGCUCUUCUUCCAGGAUGGUCAACGGCGUGUUGACUACGUGCUCACCUAUGCCGUGAAGAAGUCGAGUGGAAGCCACUCCACUCGCCAGUCAGUGCAUCUCCUCACUGAGAAUGUUGUUACCCGCAGCUUCCGCCAUGGUCCUCAGAGUGGUGGCGAAAAGCUCCGAGCCAAGCAAACACAAAGGACGAAAGACUCAUCCUCCGUACAUUCAUCGACGGUUAUCGACAUGGAGUUGGGCUGUUCAGGAGAAAUCUUCAAUAGCCAGGAGGAUCAGAAGGCAUUCAGACGAGAGGAGUUUGAAGGAAAACUGAGAGACAUGGGGCUAGAGCUGGAAAAAGAUGAAGAUGGCAAGAUUCCAGGAGUGUACUUUGUGAAAAUACAUGCUCCCUGGAACAUUCUGUGUCGAGAAGCCGAAUUCAUGAAGUUAAAGAUGCCCACCAAAAAAGUCUAUGAGGUCAAGCAGUCAAACAGUAUUGUGGAGAAGAUCAGUACUCUGAUUAGUAAAAUUCUGGAGCCCCUCCACCCACAUGUUGAGGAACAUCAACCCAAGAACGUCAAACACCUGUCACACACGUUCUCUAGGGAAAAGCAACACCUAUUUGACCUAUCAGACAAAGAUUACUUCUUCGACAGCAAAACCAGGAGUUCAAUAGUUUUUGAAAUACUAAAAAGAACAAAAUGCAAGGCCAAGUACAGCAUGGGUAUCACCAGUCUCCUUGGUAGUGGGGUGUAUACUGCAGCUUAUCCUCUUCAUGAUGGAGACAUUGAUGAGGAGAGUGCAGACCCCAAUGACAGAAAGCUUUUAUAUGAGGAGUGGGCAAACUACAGCGUAUUCUACAAGUACCAGCCAAUCGGACUUGUGCGGAAGUAUUUUGGUGAGAAGAUUGGGCUGUACUUUGCUUGGCUAGGCCUGUAUACCCAGAUGCUGAUUCCUGCCUCACUAGUGGGGGUCAUUGUCUUUUUGUAUGGAUGUGCCACAGUUGAUGACAACAUUCCAAGCAUGGAGAUUUGUCAUCCAAGGAACAACAUCACCAUGUGUCCACUGUGUGACAGAGUAUGCAGCUACUGGAAACUUAGCACCGCCUGUGGGACUGCCCGGGCAAGUCAUCUGUUUGACAAUCCUGCCACAGUUUUCUUCUCUAUAUUCAUGGCUCUCUGGGCUGCCAUGUUCAUGGAGCAUUGGAAAAGGAGGCAGAUGAGACUCAACUAUGAAUGGGACCUUACAGGGUUCGAGGAUGAGGAAGAAGCUCUCAAGGAUCACCCCAGGGCUGAGUACGAAUUCAAAGUAAUGCAAAAGUCUCUAAGGAAACGUCAAAAGUCCCAGGACAAGAUAGAAAAGCUUACAUUUCAGGACCGUCUGCCUGCCUACAUGACUAACAUCGUCAUGAUGUUGUUAAUGAUUGGUGUUACAUUUGCCAUUGUGUUUGGUGUGAUCCUCUACCGCAUCUCCACCAAAGCUGCUCUUCAUAUGAGUUCCAGUCUGAUCACAAGGAACCAUGUGCAGCUGACAGUUAAAACCACUGCAGCCAUCAUCAACCUUGUGGUCAUCCUUAUACUGGAUGAGGUAUAUGGAGCUGUGGCACGAUGGCUUACUGUAUUAGAGGCUCCUAAAACUGACAAGAGUUUUGAGGAGAGACUCAUCUUCAAGACCUUCAUUCUCAAGUUUGUUAAUGCAUUUGCCCCAAUCAUCUACAUUGCUUUCUUCAGGGGAAGACUUGUAGGCAGGCCAGGCAGCUACCUAUAUGUGUUUGACUCUUACAGAAUGGAAGAGUGUGCUCAUGGAGGCUGUCUGAUGGAGCUGUGUAUCCAGCUGAGUAUCACCAUGUUGGGAAAGCAACUUAUCCAGAACAACCUUUUUGAGAUUGGAAUACCCAAACUGAAGAAACUGAUUCGAUACAUUCGGUCAAAGCAAGGAGCUUUUCAGGAAGAAGAGAGACAGAAGAAGUUGACGAGAUAUGAAACCGACCAUUUUCUGGAGCCAUUUGGUGGAUUAACUCCUGAAUAUAUGGAAAUGAUCAUCCAGUUUGGUUUUGUUACAUUGUUUGUGGCAUCCUUCCCGCUGGCUCCACUCUUUGCUCUGCUCAACAACAUCAUUGAAAUACGACUUGAUGCCAAGAAAUUUGUGACGGAGCUGCGAAGACCAGUGGCAGCAAGAGCUAAAGACAUCGGAAUAUGGUACAACAUACUGAGAGGGGUAGCAAAGGUUGCUGUCAUCAUUAACGCAUUCGUUAUCUCCUUCACAUCAGACUUCAUCCCUCGGAUGGUUUACCAGUACAUGUACAGUCCUGAUGGCUCCAUGCAUGGAUUUGUCAACCAUACACUGUCUUAUUUUAAUGUCAGCCACUUCCAGGAUGGCAAAGAACCCAUGGAUCCAUCACACUUUGGCUACCCUGUUGUAAUAUGCAGGUAUAAAGACUACAGAGAACCACCUUGGUCAAACACACCAUAUGAGCUAUCCAAGGAAUUCUGGGCAGUGCUGGCUGUCCGUCUGGCUUUUGUUAUUGUUUUCCAGAACGUUGUGAUGCUCAUGAAUGACAUUGUUGACUGGCUAAUCCCAGACAUCCCAAAAGAUAUCAGCCUGCAGAUCCACAAGGAGAAGAUUUUAUUGGUAGAGCUGUUCAUGAAAGAAGAGCAGGGCAAGAGCUAUAUCAUUGACAGCAGCACUUCAACAGAUGGAAAGGAAAACUGCAGCAAACACAACAACAACAGCAAAGUGGCGCCCCCACGCUCCCGACGGCAUACCAACAGCACCAAAAGCUUCUAACAGCCAUGCUAGCAGCUAUGGCUAGUAGCUAUUAGUUUAAUUGUUGUUAGCAUGUCGAAGCUUGCUAUUAGUUCUCUCUCAGGACAGACUAAAUUGUAUGUAAAUUGUAUGUUUUCUUAAUAUUCUUAACAUUCCAAUGACUGGGACAGCAGUUGGCCAAAGAGAUGUGAGAAAAUUAAAUCUGUGGCCAAAUAUGUUGCAUGUUUUUGUUGAGCUGUGAAACUCUGUCACUCCAUGUGUGCACCCUCAAAUGUAUUUAUGUGCUUAAGAAUGUCUGAUUGUGUACUCAAAUUAAUGACUUUGUAAAUCAAAAUGUAAACGUGUAUUCAUUCUUACAUGCAUUACAGCUGAAAUUUUUUAUAUAAUCCUUUAAAUACUCACAAAUGUUAGAAUAUGCACAAAAAUGAUGACAAAUUGUGUGCAUAAUUUUUUUUUACCAGCAUACACAUUAGAAUCAGAAAAUGUGAAUUCAAAGAAAUCAAUAUAGAAACUUCAUUAAACUGUGACUAAUCAAAAUUUACAACCUGCUGUUAGAAAAUAAACAUUAAAGAGAAAACAUUUUUAACUCGCUGUAUGGAACAAAAUUUAAAUCCAGGAUUUUUUUUUUUUAUUAAAUUCUCCUUGAAUAACACAGGUCUGCAACCAAAAAACUGAAUAGGAUUUGUUUGACUGAAACUGGGAAAAAUAUUUUUAAAAUUCCAAAAACCUGGUAUCCUAUACUUGAGUCAAAAAACCAUAUCCAGUAACGUUUUCUAAAAGCAAGAGAAUAGAAAAUGCGAGGAAUUGAGAAGGGGGCGUAUACUGGGAGUUUGCGCUGUGAGGAGCUCAGAUGGUCCAUGUCCCAUUCUUCAAGACAUCCCAACAGAUCUAUUUUGUUCAGUGGUAAGGAAUCUCAGAUAAAUUAUGCAAAAUUAGUUAAUUGUAAUAAAAUAUUGAUUUUUUUCAUUGCUGUUGUGAUUUCUUUUUAAUGUAAACUCCUCAUGAUUUGCAAAAACACUAUGUGAUGGAGGGAAAUUGAGAUCAUUUUUAGAUUCAGCACCCUAAAAUAUCAUUUUUAUUUUCUUUUGCAGACCUGUGUAAUCAGGCCUCAUCUUAAAGAAGACCUCACUCCAAUGCAGUUCACUCUCAGACUGCCUUGUUUAUAUGUAGACCUUUAAAGCCCAAAUCAUGAUUUUUUAUUUUUAUUUUUUGGAAAAUUGAGUUUUUGAGGAUCCUUGUGACAAUUUCUUAAGAAAUGAAAUUUGAAUUUGCAUAUAUUCGUUUUCAUUUUUAACUUCUUUGUUACCUCCAGUUUUGGAGGUCCUACACUGAUUAUGUAGAAGUCUCAAAUCGUAUGCAUCAUAUAUGAUAAAUUUGCCUUUAAAGGGUUGAAAGUUGAAUGUAUACACCACUCUGCAUUUAAUCAGCAUGCAAUAUCUGAAAUUUUCUGUUUUCAUCAGUUUUCAGACUACUGCAGCAUAUUUUAAAAGGGGUUAUGUGCUGUAAAAGACAAAAGAAAGACAAAAAAGACAAAAGAAAGGUUUCAUUAGAGGCAUAGCUAAGUAUUUUGCAGUUUGGUACAAUUUGCACACUGUGGGUGCACCGUCACUCCCACCCCGUGCUGUCAGGGUUGGGAGUGAUGGGGAUGACAGCUCAGUGGCAUCGUCUUGUCACUGAAUCCUUCCACUGGGUCAAGAGGACAUGCCAGAACAGAGCUGGCCUUCUUGAUCAGCCUGUUCAGUUUCUCCCUUACCCAGUGGAGAUACUGCUGCCCCAGCAGAGAACACCAUAAAAGAUUACUGAUGCUCACUGAUGAGUCUGGCUGGAGUCCAGUUGUUCCAGUUGUUGGAGUCCUGAGGCCCCAGUCUCCAAGCUGUCGCUGAUGACUACCAAGGUAAAAUUUACGGGGUCUGGCAGUACGUUAUUUGCUCGGGGCAACCCAGUCACAAUUUGGGCAUGUACAUGUGGUGACCCACAGUUGGGAGCAUUUAAAAACAGUUUUUUCAUCCAAAUCCCAAAAGGUUGAUUCUGGUAAUCUGGAUGUAACAUUUUCAGUGGAUGAAAUGUUUCAUCACUCACCCAAGUGACUUCCUCAGUCUCAGCUGACUGCAGGUUCCCCCAACCUUAUAAACAUUACAUUGCAAUAGUAAAAUGCACUGUUUAUACAAUUAAAGAAAUUGUUACAACAGUAGGAGUGGGAAAAUCUGAAUUUUGGUACAUGCUGAGAAAGAAAGAAAGCACUGGUGAAUUCAGUAAUGCAAAAAGACUUGGACGUCCACGGAACACAGUUGUGGUGGAUCAAGCCAUAAAAUCCCUAAACCCUAAAAGCCAUAAAAAUGAACAACACUUUCUGGGAGGUAAGCAUAUCAACAUCCAUAUCUACCAUAAAGAGAAGAUUGCAUUAAAGUAAAUACAGAGGAUUCACUGCAAAGGGGAAGCCACUCAUAUGCCUCAAGAAUAGAAAGGCUAGAUUGGACUUUGCUAGAAACAUUUAAUAAAGCCAGCACAGUACUGGAAAAACAUUCUUUGUACAGAUGAAACCAAGAUCAACCUCGACCAGAAUGAUGGCAAGAAAAAAGUAUGGAGAAGGUGUGGAACAGCUCACGAUCCAAAUCACAUCAUCUGUAAAACAGUGUGAUGGUUUGAGCGUGUAUGGCUGCCAGUGGCACUGGGACACUAGUGUUUAUUGAUGAUGUGACACAGGACAGAAGCAGCCGAAUGAAGUCUGAGGUGUUCAGACAUACUGUCUGCUCAAAUCCAGCUACGUGCAGAUGAACUGAUGGGAGUCGUUUCAUGACAUUAUGUCACCGGGUUGGUUGGUUGCGGCUAAUAAACUUACUGUUAGGUAUUUUAGUACCAUGGGAGCAUUUACUGGAUAUUGUUUUAUAGUGACAUUAUACAGGACAACUCUGUCAUUCAAUAAGGCCCCUUUGUUUUAGUUAUUUUUCUCUUUGACCCAAGAAUUGAUGUGUGAGAAUCACAGGCUGGUACAAGGUUGAAAUACCACAGAGAUCACUCCCUCAGCUACAUUAGUUUCUAAAUCUCUUAGGAGACGCCUGUUGAAGGCCAGAUGGUUUGUUUCAGAAUUCACUAAUGAAAGAACUCUUUAUUUCGUGCCUUGAAAAUAUGUCGCUGAGAUAAUCACAAUUGUAGCUGAACUGAUAAACUAUACAAACGGUGCUUCUUCACCCAAGGGCAGGAAGACGCUCCCUUAUCUUGGUCUGUACUGGUUUAAACUGAGAAUGUGCUGACUCAUGAAUUUUUCCCUCUAUAUAAACUGUUGUACUUGAGAAUAAAGUUGAGUCGAUUUGGGAAGACAA
Messenger RNA from Haplochromis burtoni (Burton's mouthbrooder), 6616 nucleotides. Its product is annotated as anoctamin-1. Gene Ontology annotation, cellular component: plasma membrane. The transcript has 25 exons. The record is from RefSeq and is a predicted model, not a curated record. NCBI's taxonomy places the organism in Eukaryota, Metazoa, Chordata, Actinopteri, Cichliformes, Cichlidae. Gene Ontology annotation, biological process: chloride transmembrane transport. Bases 402 to 3317 code for a protein of 971 amino acids. Gene Ontology annotation, molecular function: protein dimerization activity; chloride channel activity.